Messenger RNA from Dibothriocephalus latus, 279 nucleotides. Lineage: Eukaryota; Metazoa; Platyhelminthes; Cestoda; Diphyllobothriidea; Diphyllobothriidae. The record is from the annotation of a GenBank genome assembly.
AUGCUGGACAAUUACUACAGCAACCGGACUUCCAGUCACCCCAGUCGCCGCUCACAUGCGCCUCCCCUUCUCUCCUCUGUGCUCGCCUCCUGUCCACAGGCCUACCUCGCCACCAAGAGGAUCAACUGCGUCAUAAACGAACUCCUCGAAACUGAGGUCUCCUAUCUUGCUAGUUUGAGGGAGGUCAAAGAGCUAAGUAACCGUCAAUUCGGCUACCGAGUCUUCCUGGAGUUCCUGUUUGCCCAAACGUAUUCUCUGGGCCAGAUGGUUGAGACGUGA